CGAGAAGUGGCGCAUCGCAGCCAUCAGGGUUAUGAACAAUUCGGUGUUUUUCAUGCAAGAUACCCUCUGUUUUCCCGCGGAUUAAUGCAAUCGUCGUCGGUUGCAUGCAGCAAAGCGACGGGGAAUUGAUAGAUUAAACAGUAGCCUAUUAUUAUGAUAAACGGAGACGCUCAUCCCAAAGCCGUAUAUUUGUUUUAUAUGCCGAAAUGAGGCAGGGGGCGGAAAGUCGCCGCAGAAACAGUGGGUUUUGGCCAAACAUCACACAGUUUCAGUCCAUAAUUGACGUUAAAUCGUGGGUUUGCGUUGCUUUUGGUGCAAAAUUACCGAAUUGAGCGAAUUUUACCAGAGAAAUGCAGCUUGCUUGAAGACACCCCAGAUAUCGGUUGGCUACUGCUGCCAUGACAGGUAGAAGUCUCCUCUCGACUACGGCUUCGCCGGUUGGAGAAUAAACAGGUUGAUUGGGACGUGAUCGCAGCUGCGGAACUGCCAAUGUCGGAUGUUAUUAUUAGUGGAGCCUGAUCCUGUAAAUAUAAACGCAAACAUACAGUAAUUCGGGAAAAACUCAGGGAAAAUGUCUUCUCGUUCUGCAUUACCGCCUGGAAACGACAGGGGCACGGACCAUCAUGUGUCUCUAGCCGCCAGUCGCUCAGACAAGGGCACUAGCCUGUCCAGCCGCUCACUGGGCGCCCGCUGCAGGAACUCCAUCGCCUCCUGCUCUGACGAGACUCCGCACAUCGGCAACUACCGCCUGCUUAAGACCAUCGGCAAAGGCAACUUCGCCAAGGUCAAGCUGGCCCGCCAUAUCCUGACGGGCAAGGAGGUUGCAAUAAAAAUAAUUGACAAAACUCAGUUGAAUCCAACCAGCCUACAAAAGCUCUUUCGAGAGGUUCGGAUAAUGAAAGGUUUAAAUCAUCCAAACAUAGUGCAGCUGUUCGAAGUGAUUGAGACGGAUAAGACCCUUUAUCUAAUCAUGGAGUAUGCCAGUGGAGGUGAAGUGUUUGACUACCUCGUAUCUCAUGGGAGAAUGAAGGAGAUUGAAGCCAGAGCCAAAUUUCGGCAGAUCGUGUCUGCUGUCCACUACUGCCACAUGAAGAACAUUGUCCACCGAGACUUGAAGGCCGAGAAUCUCCUGCUGGACGCCAACGCCAACAUCAAAAUCGCCGACUUCGGCUUCAGCAACGAGUUCACACUGGGCAACAAGCUGGACACGUUCUGUGGCUCUCCACCCUACGCCGCCCCGGAACUGUUCCAGGGGAAGAAAUACGACGGGCCCGAGGUGGAUGUCUGGAGCCUGGGGGUCAUACUGUACACGCUGGUGUCAGGAUCGCUGCCCUUCGAUGGGCAGAACCUCAAGGAGCUUCGUGAGCGCGUCCUGAGGGGGAAGUAUCGCGUGCCCUUCUACAUGUCCACCGACUGCGAGGGGAUCUUACGCCGGUUCCUGGUGCUCAACCCUACCAAGCGCUGCACCCUAGAUCAAGUCAUGAAGGACAAGUGGAUAAACGCAGGGUAUGAUGAGGAUUCCCUGAAGCCCCAUAUAGAGCCUGUCGAGGACUACAGUGACACUAGUCGCAUAGAGGUGAUGGUGGGGAUGGGCUUCACUCCAGAGGAGAUCAAGGACGCUCUGCUCAACCAGAAGUACAAUGAGGUCACCGCCACUUAUCUACUGCUGGGCCUCAAGAAUGAGGAUGGCAGCGAGUCUCGUUUGGCCAGUACCCUGUCCCUGGCACGGAUCCGGCCCAGCCCCAUCACCAAUGGGACCAACAAACACUCCUCGGCCACUGCAGGCUCCUCUUCCUCCUCUUCCUCGCAUAGCAAGACCCAGCGCAGCGCCUCCACCUAUCACAGGCAGCGGCGGCACAGUGACUUCUGCGGGCCCUCCAUGCCCGUCAUGCACCCCAAGCGGAGCCCCACCAGCACGGGUGACCGGGAGCUGCGGGAGGGGCGCAUGCCACCGCGUAAGGCCAGCUGCAGUGUGAUGGGCAGUCGCUCGCUGCCCCCCUCCAGCCCCAUGGUCAGCAGUGCUAAUAAUCCCAACAAGUCAGAGAUCCCCGACCGCCGCAAGGAGAUGACGGCCACCACAGUGAGAAACAGUGAGAACAAUAUCCCGGGAAGUGCUAUGACCCGCCGGAACACAUACGUCUGCACGGACCGCUCCAGUACCGACAGACACUCCUUGCUGCAGAAUGGCAAGGAGAACAGCUCGCUGUCCCACCGCCUACCCCCCACCUCCCCCUCCACCCUGAGCAUCUCUGGGGCCGGGGCCUCCUCCUCUGGCGAGCGCUGCCGUCUGACACGGGGCUCCACGAUCCGGAGCACUUUUCACGGGGGCCAGUUGAGGGACCGGGGCCCGCCCGUCUACUCGGCCCCGCCCACCUCCCCCACGCUGUCCCACCACGAUGCCAGUCCACUGCCGCACGCCCGCAGCCGCGCCACUUCCAACCUCUUUACCAAACUCACCUCCAAACUCACACGCAGGGUCACAAAUGAACCUGAGGGAAUCUGCCGAUCUGCGGUCACAAGUCGCCAUUUACCUGGGCAUCAAAAAGCGGCCGAGCCCUGGGCCAUCGGAUGUGGCUGGAAUCUGAGGGUACCCCGGGGGCGGCGGGACCCAGCGGAGGUGGUGCUGGCUCUGCGGGAGGCGGCACGGGGCUGCGGCUGCCAGGUCCACCACGUCAGCCCCUUCCUGCUCUCCUGCACCCACGGGGCGUCCGGCGGUUGCGUGGCCUUCAAGGCAGAGGUGUGCCACCUCUCCACGGGGGGUGGUGCCUCCAACAAUAAGACUUCCAACGGGGUGCGCUAUACACGACUUUGGGGAGCACCGCUCGUUUUCCGGGACAUCGCCAUGCAAAUCUCAAAGGACCUCGAACUCUGAAUAUAAUGGGGGUUGAGUAGGAUGGAAAGAAAAAUACAGAGAAAGAGCGAUGUGGGGCUGGACUCAAGAUAAAAUACAUUUGCCCCUGUCUCUUACGUGGCUAUAGCCCUACCCCCCUCUGCACCAGUCUCAACCUAACCACCCGCCCCUAUCCCCAUCGCCACACCACCCAGACCCAAAUGUACCCCCUGCGUCCCUCUCACCACUACAACUGAACAGCUUCACCCACUGGAACCUGAUCAGACAGGAAUCCAGCUUAAAAUGUUUUACUGUUAACUCUAGCCAUAAUGACUAUUACUUUUAUGAUUGGUAUCAUUGUCUUUUUUAACGAUCACCAACUCCGUACCGACAACAUCAAAAACAUUCUCGAAAACAUUUCUCGUAUUUCGCCGUCUUGGACGCGUGUCACAGUACAGAUAUAGGAUCUUGAUUUGAUCACCCUGUUGCAGGAUAACUUUCCUGCAAUACAGGAAAUGUAAAACUUGUAGUGUAUUUGAGGAUUAAAAAGGCUUCUGAAGUUUGUAAAUCCACUUCAAAAUUUCAGACUUUAUUUUCCCUUACGAAAAAUGUAUCAACCCAUAAAACAUUUCCAUUAAUUAUAAUCCACAUAAUAAUUCACAUUUCCUGUUGCUGCAGGAUUAUUUUCCUGCUGUAGCUAACUGGCUCAAAUUAAGAUCCUACAUCUAUGUAUGUAUUGCUCUUUCUUCUCCCAUUUGAACAUUGAUACUGAUGAAGUGAUCAUCCAAGGACUUCUGUGGACGAUAUGCACAAAUAUGGAGACAGUUAACUCAAUGAUUUGACAAGCGGCAUCAAAGGUUACUCUGUUUUUCUAUUUGUGCACAGUAUAGGCGGGAUUGGAUUGUUGGGCAAUGACAGAAGUUGACAAGACACUUUGAACCAGCCAAUGGGAACCUUCACAUCCAUUUCCACUAACAUCAUCAACUGAAUAAGGUAGUAGGUGGGGAUGUUAUCUCGGACACAUCAUGAAUCAAUCUCAGUUAGUCUUAUUGCAUAUGACAUAAAUAAACUGGACUGAUAUAGGUUUCACUUUUGUAGUAUUGUACAAACCAAACACCAUAAUAAGCUAUAAUGUUAAUGUGUAAUGUCAGGCAGUAUACACUUUGGUACAUAUCAUGCUCCAUUUUAGAUAUCAGUGCCAAUACGAAAACUGAAUCUAUGUACAGUGCAUUCGGAAAGUAUUCAAACCCCUUGACUUUUUUCACAUUUUUUUAACUUUACAGCCUCAUUCUAAAAUGGAUGAAACAUUUUGUUUUUUCUCAUCAAUCUUACACACAAUACCCCAUAAUGACACAGCGAAAACAGGUUUUUAGACAUUUGUAUAAAACAAAUAUAACAGAAAUACCUUAUUUACAUAAGUGUUCAGACCCUUUGCUAUGAGACUUUAAAGUUAGCUCAGGUGCAACCUGUUUCCAUUGAUCAUCCUUGAGAUGUUUUUACAACUUGAUUGGAGUCCAUCUGUGGUAAAUUCAAUUGAUUGGCCAUGAUUUGGAAAGGCACAUAACUGCCUAUGUAAGGUCCCACAGUUGACAGUGCAUGUCAAAGCAAAAACCAAGCAAUGAGGUCGAGGGAAUUGUCCGUAGAGCUCCGAGACAGGAUGGUGUCAAGGCACAGAUCUGGGGAAGGCUAUAAAAAAAUGUCUGCAGCAUUGAAGGUCCCCAAGAACACAGUGGCCUCCAUCAUUCUUAAAUGGAAGAAGUUUGGAACUACCAAAACUCUUCCUAGAGCUGGCCACCCGACCAAACUGAGCAAGAAUCCAAUGGUCACUCUGACAGAGCUCCAGAGUUCCUCUUUGGAGAUGGGAAAACCUUCCAGAAGGACAACUAUCUCUGCAGCCCUCCACCAUUCAGGCCUUUAUGGUAGUGUGGCCAGACGGAAGCUACUCCUCAAUAAAAUGCACAUGACAGCCCACUUGGAGUUUGCCAAAAGGCACCUAAACUAUUUGGCCUGAAUGCCAAGCGCCAAUUCUGGAGGACCUGGCACCAUCCCUAUGUGGAAGCAUGGUGAUUGCAGCAUCAUGCUGUGGGGAUGUUUUUCAGCGGCAGGGACUGGGAAACUAGUCAGGAUCGAGGGAAAGAUGAAGGAAAGUAAGUACAGAGAGAUCCUUGAUGAAAACCUGCUCCAUAGCGCUCAGCACCUCAGACUGGGGAAAAAGUUAACUUUCCAACAGGACAACGAUCCUAACAUGCUGACUAGACCGGACACGCCGCGUGCGCGAGUGUCGCAAAAUACAUUUAGAAAUAUAUGUUAUUCAAUUAUUUCACCCACACUGCUCGCGUGCACCAAUGAGCGUCUGCGAUGCCAAGGGCUAAAAUAGGACUCCUUUCUAUUUCUGAUGCAGAUCGCUCUGCAAGUCCUGCCUCUUCCAUCUCCUCGUUGGUUUAUAGAAGCAGGUACCCACAUGCCAUCUCCUCAUUGGUUAUACCCGCGUGGGUGAUUGAAUGAUGAACUGUUGCCGGUUGUCGUGGUAAAUCUACGAAAGUUUAGAUGCCAAUCGCCACAUAAAUUAAACGAUGAAAAGGCCUGGAAGGAGGAGAGAUGACUAGAAAGAUUCAGUUGGCUGUUUUAUGUGUGGAUUAAUUGUCGGCGUAGAGGACCUUGUGCCUUUCAGGUAAAAUAACAACUCAAUGUUUAUAUCCCAGGACAAAUUAGCUAGCAACAGCAAGCUAUCUAAAUAGGACAAAUUAGCUAGCAAGGUCAAGCUAACUAGCCUAAUUGCCAUACAUGUUUAAUGCUUUUCGACCUGUCCCCAAAUGAAUGUCAUUGGUUCAGAGUUUGUUUUGAUAUUUUAAUCUGCGUGUCGUGAUCGCGUUUGGUGUAGGGGGACAAAAUAAAUGUAUGCACGAUAGCGCACGAUGGCGCAUGCGCCCAGCCGGUUUGGGUUCCGUGUAAGCAUGCAGCCAAGACAGCGCAGGAGCAGCUUCGGUACAAGUCUUUGAAUGUCCUUGAGUUGCCCCGCCAGAGCUCAGACUUGAACCCGAUCGAACAUCUCUGGAGAGACCUGAAAAUAGCUGUGCAGCGACGCUUCCCAUCCAACCUGACAGAGCUUGAGAGGAUCUGCAGAGAAGAAAUAGGAGAAACUCCCCAAAUACAGGUGUGCCAAGCUUGUAGCAUCAUACCCAAAAAUAAUCUAGGCUGUAGUCGCUGCCAAAGGUGCUUCAACAAAGUACUGAGUAAAGGGUCUGAAUACUUAUGUAAAUGUCAUAUUUCAGUUUUUUAUUUUUAAACAAUUGCAAAAAUGUCUAAACCUGUUUUUCGCUUUGUCAUUAUGGGGUAUUGUGUGUAGAUUGAUGAGGAAAAUGUUUUAUUCAAUCCAUUUUAGAAUAAGGCUGUAACGUAACAAAAUGUGGAACAAUUCAAGGGAUCUGAAAACAUUCUGAAUGCACUGUAGAUCAAAAUUGUGGUUCGUAGCGCUAUACAUUUUUUCACCUUCAAACCUCUAGCUAUCUGUAGCUUUGGUUUCCUGCACAUACCCUUGGAAAGUAAUUCCUUUGCCAAAUUCCUGUUCCGUAGAUACUCUUUUAUCCCUCUGAUUGGCUGGGAUCAAUGUCUGUGUUGGCACUGGUCAUCAUCAAUAAUCAUAUCAAGCCAUUUCUAAGCAUUUUAUCCCCUACCUCUCACGGUUUGAUCUCUCCCUUUCACCUUUCCUGAACAGAGUUGAAUUCAAGUCCUGAAACAGUUGCACAGUGAGUUGUUCCUCAGCAUAAAAUAGUUUAACUUAAUGUCUAAUGACUAAAAGGGUGACUGGGAAAACAGUUUUUGUUUCAAUGCAAAACCAGUUCAGUGCAGAACAUUGUGCCCUUGAACACCACAUGGCUUUGCCAAAAUGCAAAGCUGUCAAGCUUCAUAGUGAACCAAAUCUGGAACAGACCUGGGUUGAAAUACAUUAUUAUUUAACAUUUCAAAUAACCUUAGAUACUCUGCCCUAAACGUUGGGCAAAAAGAAAGAGUAUUUCAGUAGUAUUUUUUUAACAAUAUUUGCCCACUGAAAUAGGCUACAUAGUUCAGAGAAACUCAAUAUAGAAACUCAAAUAGAGAUAAUACUUGAUCCAGAUCUGUUUAGGAAUAAGUUAUAUUUCUUUCAAUGUGAUGCAAUGCAAUUUUGUUUGGAUUCUAUUCCGUGCCCUGACGUUUUAUCUUCAGCUAUCUCUCAACAUUGAAGGUGAACAUCAAAAUCUGUUUUUUUUCCCUGAGGUAACUGCAACCGUCCAAUCCCAUUCCUACUGUUACACACGCUGGUGCCUCAACUCUGACACCCUUUAGCAUUUUGGCACUGGUUAUCUUCAGAUCUACUGUUGUCUACUGUUGAUGACUGUGGGUUGCUGUGAGGUGUCGGGGGAAUGCAUAGACACACAGAUGAGUCAUUUAGAGAGAGAGAGCCUUAAAGGCAGUGUGACUGGGAUGCUGUGUUUUCCCUCUUGCACCCCUUAUGCACAUAGUACAUGUUCAAUGCUGGAAAAUAAGCUAAAAAAGGCUUCCUCACAUUCCCCCCUGAUAAGAAUGAAUGAUGUACUAUGAUGUUCAUGUAGGCUACAAGAUUUCUGCCUGAUUAUUUACUGGUAAUACUCUCGAUCUCAGUUGUGGCUUUUUGCUCAUGGUGACAUAACCAGUCAGAACAACGUGGUCAUUUAACAUUUGAUCUCUUUUUAUUUAUUUCAAUCUUCACCACAAGCGUUUUUACUGUCCGUAUGUCCGUUUGUUUUUGCAAUCCUCCUCUUGUUUUGUUUUUCGAAAACACUCCCAGCUGUCAUCCACUUCACAGACACUUCGUUAAAUCAUCUCUUCAGAACCUCCUCAGUGCCGUUUUGUCUGCUACGCUGCCACACGACAGGAUCCCCUAUAGAGGAGAGCAAUACUAAUCUACAACAAUACACAGCCCUCAACAGUACAGACAGAUAGAUUCACGGGCCUGAGGAGGGUCAGUCCUAUGUCCUAUAACAUUGUGGUGUAUAUUAGCAUUAGGUAAUAUAGACCUUGAUGCACUUUGCUUUGACUUGAAUCAGCUCCUUCCAGUGGAAUCUCGGGCAAAGCCCACAACGAGCCACUGGAGGGCGCCAAUGUCUUAAAUGUGAACACUUCAAUUUGUUGAUAUUUGCACAGGUACUUUAUUUAUUUUUAGAAUAAUAUCGUAAUAAAAAAUCUGCAUUUAUAUCAGCCAGUUUAUGGCUGUAUAGAAAAUAUAUGAAUAUAGUAUAUAUCUUAGAGCUCAAGGUUUAUUUAUAGCUAGAGCAAGGGAAGUACUUCUAGUUUAAAGCAGUUUCUGUCAAUGACAAUGUGGAACAAUACCAACCUGCAAUCCUGCAUGACUUCAAAGUUUGGGUUUUAGGGAGAGGGGGGGGGGGGGGGGUUUGAAAUGAUUCAUAUCCAUUAUUCAUAAAAAUGCAGUCAGUGUUUGGACAUAUAUAUGGUACAGAGAAAUGGUACCAAGUACAAAUGGCAGGCUUUUGGCCAAUUGCAAUGAUUUCAGUCAAUCUUCUAUUACUUACAGGGAAAUUGGUUCAAUUUGGACAAUUUUACUUCCUGAAUUCUGCAAUUGUAACUUAAAAGGAUUAUCCACUGGAUUUUCAGAAAUGUACUUCACAAGUCUCACAUUUUCUCCACCCGUAUAACAAAAUGUCAAAUGUGUCUAAUGUGUUGUUGCAAAUUCUGACAUUUUAAAUUGAUGUUUCAAUUCACACUAUCCCUGAUAAACACAAGUGUCAGGCAGAUCUGAUAGGAAAACCUUGGGUGCGUUCAAGCAAUAGUAACGUCUGUUUAAGUCUUUACAGAAUGAAAGUAAAGCAUCUGGUUGAUGAACAUACUAUGGUGAAGGAAAAAAAAUGAUGGGCUGACAUUGUUUCCAGAUGGAAUAUAAUACAAACCUGUGAAUUGCAGAAAGAUAGUUCAAUGUGUGCUGGUAUGCCUAUAAGAGACUGUCAGUGGUAUAGAUGGUUGUUGGACACAGUAUUGUGACCCCAGGGGCUCAGUAUUUAAGUAAUGUACAUUGUCAUGCUAGAACUGUUUAUUUUUGGAAAUGAUGUAAUAUGCAAUAGAGGCCAAUGAAACGGAUGAAGAGACACAUUUUGACCUGGACGCCUAAUUCUGUACACCCCUUGACCCCUUCAGAAACAAACAAUGUGAGAUUGUGUUACCCAAAAGCCCUGUUGCUUUUGGUCUAGAGAGAAAGUGAGAAACAUGGAGCGGACAAGAAAUUAAAUUCACAGAUGUUGCCAUUG
This is a messenger RNA of Oncorhynchus nerka (sockeye salmon), 9105 nucleotides long. Its product is annotated as MAP/microtubule affinity-regulating kinase 4-like. The transcript has 17 exons. Gene Ontology annotation, molecular function: tau-protein kinase activity; ATP binding; protein serine/threonine kinase activity. Bases 572 to 2872 code for a protein of 766 amino acids. The record is from RefSeq and is a predicted model, not a curated record. Gene Ontology annotation, cellular component: cytoplasm. Gene Ontology annotation, biological process: microtubule cytoskeleton organization; intracellular signal transduction; protein phosphorylation. NCBI's taxonomy places the organism in Eukaryota, Metazoa, Chordata, Actinopteri, Salmoniformes, Salmonidae.